Cordyceps militaris CM01 is the source of this 3759-nucleotide messenger RNA. RefSeq names its product rna-dependent rna polymerase. Gene Ontology annotation, biological process: siRNA processing. The transcript is spliced from 3 exons. The record is from RefSeq and is a predicted model, not a curated record. Bases 1 to 3759 code for a protein of 1252 amino acids. Lineage: Eukaryota; Fungi; Ascomycota; Sordariomycetes; Hypocreales; Cordycipitaceae. Gene Ontology annotation, molecular function: RNA-directed RNA polymerase activity. Gene Ontology annotation, cellular component: nuclear RNA-directed RNA polymerase complex.
AUGGAAGUCUUUUUGAGCAACGUUCCCCAGACUCUGCCUGAAGACCAACUCAGAAAAGAGCUCAAGCCUUUUCUGACAAUUCUCGGCAUUGUCGACUGGAUUGUCGAUAAACCCAAGCGAAAGACCAUGGCCUGGAUCUCCUUCCUCAAGGCAGACGACGGUGUCAGGUUUCUGAAAAGACACGGCAAACAGGUUAUACCCGGCCAAGAGGGCGCUCUGCCGGACCAAGGCAAGCUGGAUCUCAGCAAGCCGGAUCUCAGAAAGCCGGAUCCCAAGAGCCCCCCCGUCUCCGGCGCUCGUACUCGCGCAGUGGCGCGGCUGCAUCUCCUGUCAACGCCCAUCUAUGCGGAGAAGAGCAAAAGGAGGGUGGCCUCGCUGACGCUGGGUCAACUUCGACACGAGCGCGAUGCGCGUCAAAAGAAGCCGGACAGAAGCCAGCGAGCAUCGGCCAUCUCAUGUCCUAUCAACAGCAUCUCAUGUGGCAAGAUCAUAUUUGGGCCGCCAGAAAUGGAGUUGAAAUAUGUACAGCAAAUUCAGCACCGCAUUAACGCCUAUGCUAGAUUUGAUUACCAGUCCUUGGUGGUGCAUCAGGAGGGCGUGGCUCGGAUGGACGUGCCGUACAACGCCAUCCAUGGGCUCGUGUUGGACCCCGGGGCGCAGAGCAUGACAUUGAUACUGGAAGUGUCCCCUAGAUUUUUCGCUCAACAGACAAGUCAUGACGAUGGCAGCAAGUGGGAGCGGCAAACAAGUUUUCCUUCGUGGAGAGACCAUCCCAAGUAUGUGGCCCACUGCCUGGUCUACCAACUGAUGAUUGCUGCCGACUACUAUCCAACAAUUGCCGCCCUUCGACAGCAAGACAUCCUGUCCCUCGAAUACGAAAAAAUGCCGCUUAUAAAAUCCCCGACACCCAUCGUCGAGGACUACGUGACGGGUAUGCGAGCAUUCGAGGGCAAGAUGCAAAGCUUCGGCGAUGUGCGAACCGCGUCAAUUCCCUUUGCAAUCCUCUUUCAAGUCGAGACGCUUGUCUGGAACAAUUACUUUCACCCUGAAGGCGGCCUUUCUGUGCUCCAAAUCCUCGAGAGAACAGCCAAAGAUCCGUCCUGGAAAAGCAGGACGCCGCCGUUUACAGCCGAGGCCAUGAAGAAGAUUAUACGGUUAAUCCCGUAUCCCACUCCAGGUAUAGAGCCGGUGGAAGUCAAUCCGGCGGCCUUUCUGCAAAGCGUGGCGGAAGAAGAGGCCGGCCUCCGAAGCCGGGAUCUGUCCAGGUCAGGAGUGUACGGUCCAAGCAUACCGCCACAUCAAACUUGGGUCUUCAAAGCGAUAGUGUCUCCCACACGCAUUUCUCUGCAAGGUCCCGAUCCGGAGAGUCGCAACAGGGUAUUGCGAAUGUUUCCCGAUCGUGGUGACCAGUUUCUCCGCGUUUCGUUUUGCGACGAAGAUGGGCAGCGUCUUGCGUUCAACCCCCGGGUCUCAAACGACCCUAUAUACGAGCGGUUCCGCGAAGUUCUCACAAAGGGCAUUCGUAUCGCUGGCAGACACUUUUCUUUCCUGGGAUUCUCCCACUCUUCACUCCGCUCUCACUCAACCUGGUUCCUGGCCCCAUUCAUUGACGCAGAUGGGCAGCGUCAAAACCGCGACACCAUCCUCGCCGUCCUGGGCAACUUUAGCGACAUUUUGACCCCCGCCAAAUGCGCAGCCCGAAUUGGUCAGGCGUUCUCAGAAACCCCCUAUGCUGUGGACUUGUUUGAGACCAGAAUCGGCGUUCGAUGGAUUCCAGACGUCAAAUCAGCGGACGGAAACCGCGUCUUCAGCGAUGGCGUGGGCACAAUCUCGUGGGGCGCCGUGGAAGACUUUUGGAAGGCACUUCCCAAGCGAUCUGCUGGUGUGACGUGUUUUCAGAUCCGCUGGGCGGGAGUCAAAGGUCUGCUCGUGCUUGAUCCGAGACUGCCGGGCAAGGUCAUUUGCGUGCGCAAGGAAUCGAUGAUGAAAUUUCCCAGCCAAGACCUGAAAGAGCUUGGGAUUUGUGAUGUAGCUUCAAGACCAUUGCGGCUAGUUUUGAAUCGUCAAGUUAUUAAGAUUCUGGAAGACAUGGGGACCAGUGCCUCGUGGUUUCUUGCACUUCAAAACGAUGCACUUGAUUUCCUACGGGCCGUCACCGCCACACCUCUGAACACCAGCACUUUCUUGCAAUAUCAGGACAUUGGCAGCGCUAUUGGUCUACCGUCUUUCAUCAAGCAACUGAGCAAGAUGGACAUUGACUACCGCCACGACACGUUUCUCAAGUCGGUUGUCGAACACGUUGUGCUGCGCGAGCUGCGACUGUUGAAGCACAAAGCCCGGAUUCCCGUCCCUAAGGGAGUGACCCUUUUCGGCGUCAUGGAUGAAACUGGUUUCCUCGGCGAGAAUGAAGUUUAUAUCACCUUUGACUCAACCCGGGGAAAGAGCGGGGAGCGUAUGGAUGCCACUUUGAUUGACGGUCCCGUCAUUGUAACUCGAUCGCCCGCUCUACACCCUGGCGAUAUUCAGAUUGCGAAAAUGGUGACACCUCCCGACUCUCACCCGCUGAAGAGCUUGAGAAACUGCAUUGCCUUUAGCCAGAGAGGAUCCCGUGAUUUACCAAGUCAGUUGAGCGGGGGAGAUCUUGACGGAGACCUGUACAAUGUCAUUUGGGACCCCAAGGCGUACCCCAAACAUACAUUUGAUCCGGCCGAUUACACACGCGUUGUUCCUCCCUCCCUAGAUAGACCGGUUACCCGCCAUGACAUUGCGAAUUUCUUUAUUGACUUCAUGAGGUCGGAUAUUCUGGGGCUGAUUGCCACCAGACACCAGAUUCUGGCUGACGUGCAAGAGGCAGGAACUAGUGACGCCAGCUGCAUCAAGCUGGCCGAGAUGCACUCGACCGCCGUCGACUAUUCCAAGACUGGGAUUGCGGUGAACUGGCGAGACAUGCCCCGGGCACCGCGCUCGCGCCCUGACUUCCUCGCCCCCGCUCCUCCGGUUUUUCUUUAUGACCUUGGUCAAAUCAGCCACAUUGCCGAGGACGACGACGAUGAUGACGGAAACGAUAUGAACAGCGCCAAGCCGAGGUAUCAUCGAUCCGAAAAGAUCCUAGGCCAUCUGUAUCGUGGCAUCGACGAGAAUAAAAUUUGGAGCGAGAAUAUUUACAGGUCUAUUCCUAAAUUGAGCUCAUCUGUGUGGGAGCAGCUGCUGGAGCGAGUUCAGGCUGAACUAAACCUGCGCCGGAUCAACAUGUACUACGAAAGUCAUCGCCAACGAGCAUGGAAGAUCCGCGCACUGUACGAGGACUCCAUCUCGGAAAACAUGUGGCACUUUUCAGAGAACUCGAGAAGCCACAUCACGGAAGCAGAAGCUUUUUGCGGCUCGAUUCUCAACAAGAGAGGCGUGCAGUCGCGGCAGCAGCGUGAGACGUCGAUCCAGCUCAAAGAUGAGACGGACAGGGUCAUGACGUGGAUCACCAAGCUCAUUCGCGAUGGGGUUGAACGCAUCGACGAUGAGGAUGUGUACUACAGCGACGAGAGCGACGAGGAUGACUACAGCGUGCUCCGGUUGUCUUGGGCGUGCCUGGUUGUCGGCUGCUCCAAGCCGGCCGACGGAGUCAAGGCACCGGAUCGCGGGACCGGGGAGCUCAAGAGCUUCCGCGUGAUUGCGGCCGCGUGCUUGCUCAAGGAGCUCAACGAUCUGAGAGGCAGUGGGCUCGACGAGAGGUUUCGGGCUCUCGGCAUCGGGGCACGGGAAUGA